Messenger RNA from Dacryopinax primogenitus, 3106 nucleotides. Its product is annotated as oxoglutarate dehydrogenase. The transcript has 6 exons. The record is from RefSeq and is a predicted model, not a curated record. Bases 92 to 2995 code for a protein of 967 amino acids. Gene Ontology annotation, molecular function: oxoglutarate dehydrogenase (succinyl-transferring) activity; thiamine pyrophosphate binding. Gene Ontology annotation, cellular component: mitochondrion; oxoglutarate dehydrogenase complex. Gene Ontology annotation, biological process: tricarboxylic acid cycle. NCBI's taxonomy places the organism in Eukaryota, Fungi, Basidiomycota, Dacrymycetes, Dacrymycetales, Dacrymycetaceae.
UCGCCAGGUACAGAGGCACUAUGCAACCUCCUCCUCUGAUAAAACACACGACCUCCUUUUAUCAGGGGACAAUGCUUACUACGUGCAUGAAAUGUACACUCGGUGGAAGGAGGACCCCAAGUCUGUCCACCCGUCAUGGGAUGUGUACUUCUCGGGGCACAAGGAGCCCAAGCCUGCUCGGACGAGGCCUUCAGCAUCGGGAUCGGACCUUGUACGUGAGGAAGGGGAGGGGGAGACAGAGCCUCAGGUGAUGCCCCUAGCUGGAGGAGUGCCUAGUCUACAUUUCUCUGGAGGGACGGAGGUGUCGGACCAUUUGAAGGUACAACUGCUCGUCCGUGCAUAUCAAGUCCGGGGCCACCAUAUUGCCAACCUCGACCCGCUCGGGAUAAACGACGCAGACCUGGACGACGCCAUCCCUGUUGAGCUGACGAUUGAGCACUAUGGCUGGUCGGAGCGGGAUCUUGACAAGGUGAUCCAUCUGGGGCCUAGUCUUCUUCCGAGAUUUGCAACAGGAGGAAGGAGUACGAUGACUAUUCGUGAGAUAAUCGAUAAUCUCAAGAGCAUAUAUUGCGGACCCAUUGGCUUCCAAUACGUGCAUAUCCCCUCGAAAGAAGAAUGUGACUGGAUCCGAGAGCGAGUCGAGCUCCCCGUCAUCUGGGACUAUACGACCGACGAAAAACGAAUGAUCCUCGACCGGCUGAUCUGGUCCGAGUCGUUCGAGCAGUUCAUGGCAUCCAAGUACCCGAACGAGAAACGGUUCGGACUCGAAGGGUGUGAGUCCCUCAUUCCGGGAAUGAAGACUCUCGUGGACCGUUCGGUAGAACAUGGUGUUAAGGACGUGGUCAUCGGCAUGCCCCAUCGUGGGCGGUUGAAUGUCCUCGCGAACGUUAUCCGAAAGCCGCUCGAAGCGAUCUUGCACGAGUUCUCUGGGGAUGUGUCGCCAGACGAUGACGCUGGCGGAGAUGUCAAGUAUCAUCUUGGGGCCAACUACGUCCGUCCUACUCCCUCGGGGAAGAAAGUCUCCCUCUCGCUCGUCGCUAACCCAUCACAUCUCGAAUCCGAGAACCCUGUCGUGCUGGGCAAGACACGUGCUCUUCAGCACAUAGCCAACGACGAGAACGAACACGAAACGGCUCUGGGUGUGCUCAUGCACGGCGAUGCGGCCUUUGCGGGCCAGGGCGUCGUAUAUGAGACUAUCGGCUUCCACGACCUGCCGAACUUCAGCACAGGCGGGACGAUCCACCUUAUCGUUAACAACCAGAUUGGAUUCACAACCGAUCCCCGAUUCUCGCGAUCUACCCCGUACCCGUCUGAUAUUGCCAAGACCAUCGACGCGCCUAUUUUCCAUGUGAAUGCGGACAACGUCGAGGCUGUCAAUUUUGUUGCCCAGCUUGCGGCUGACUGGCGUGCGAAAUGGAAGAAGGACGUCGUCAUCGAUCUUGUGUGCUAUCGCCGCUAUGGGCAUAACGAAACAGACCAGCCUAGUUUCACGCAACCUAGGAUGUACAAAGCGAUCGAGAAGCAGCCAACCGUGCUAACGCAGUACACCAAGCAGCUGAUUGCAAACAAGAGCUUCGCUGAGAAGGACAUCGAAGAGCACAAGAAAUGGGUAUGGGGAAUGCUUGAAAAGGGCGCAGCCGCGAGCGAGCAGUACAAACCCUCGUCCCGGGAGUGGCUCUCUUCCCCCUGGCAGGGAUUCCCCUCUCCCAAAGAACUGGCGGAGAAGGUCUUACCACAGUCCGAGACGGGCGUUGAGAUCGACAUCCUCAAGCAUAUCGGCAAAGUUAUCUCCUCCUGGCCUGAGGGAUUCAACCCACAUCGUAAUCUGGCUCGAAUCUUGCAGACUCGUGGCAAAGCUAUUGAAGCCGGCGAAGGUAUCGACUGGCCCACUGCAGAGGCUCUCGCAUUCGGAACGCUAGCGCUCGAGAAGAUUCAUGUACGGCUUACUGGCCAAGAUGUCGAGCGUGGGACGUUCUCCCAGAGACAUGCGGUGAUCCACGACCAACAGACCGAGCAGCAAUACGUUCCGCUGAACAACCUUGGCGGUGAUCAGGCCGCCUUCGUCGUUGCCAAUUCCAGUUUGUCGGAAUACGGUGCGCUUGGCUUUGAGCUCGGUUACUCACUCGUCUCUCCCGAUGCUCUGUCGAUCUGGGAAGCACAGUUUGGUGACUUCGCCAAUGGUGCACAGGUCAUCAUCGAUCAGUACAUCGCUGCUGGGGAGCGCAAGUGGGCGCAGCGUACAGGUCUCGUUAUGAGUCUUCCUCACGGUUUCGAUGGCCAAGGUCCGGAGCAUUCCAGCGGUCGUAUGGAGCGAUUCUUGCAACUCUGUGAUGAUCAACCGAACAUCUACCCCUCGGAAGAAAAACUUUCACGACAGCAUCAGGAUUGCAACAUCCAGAUUGUGUAUCCUACGACCCCCGCUAACCUCUUCCAUGUCCUGAGACGACAGAUCUACCGCGACUUCCGCAAGCCUUUCAUUUUAUUCUUUUCCAAAUCUCUCCUUCGUCACCCUAUGGCACGUUCAAAGUUGGAAGAAAUGACUGGCAACACGCAAUUCCAGAGGUACAUCCCUGACCCCCAUCCGGACAGCCUUGUGCCACCGGAGGAAAUCAGGAAGCACAUCUUGUGCACUGGUCAGAUCUACUACCAGCUGCUUAAGGAGAGAGAAGAUCGCGGAAUUAAAGACAUCGCGAUCAGCCGUGUGGAGCAGUUAUCCCCCUUCCCUUAUGACCUGCUCACGCCUCACUUGGAUAAGUAUCCCAACGCCGAGCUACAGUGGCUCCAGGAAGAGCCGUUUAACAACGGUGCGUUCACAUAUGUGGCACCACGUCUAAGGACGGCUGGAAAGGCAACCGAGCAUCAUAAGGGCAAGGUCAUCCAGUACGGAGGACGCACACCCUACUCGUCCGUCGCGACGGGUAGCAAGGGUGUCCACAAGAAAGAAACCGAAUCGUAUCUGAACCAAGCGUUUGGCCCUCGCGAGAAUACGGAGUAGGCAACAAUGUGCAAGUAUGGCGAAUUCCACUGUCUUGAAUUAUUUCCCGGUGUGGAAAAAUACGCAAUGUGUAUAAAUACAUAGGAAGGAAUGUGCCAAAUAUCAUAUAAC